AUAGACGUGGUAGAGUAACUAUGGUUGCAAUCAAAAGGUUGAGAAACGUAUGCAAGCAACCAACGAGAGUAUACCAUUAUGAAAUUUUUAGUGAUGUAAGUAUACCUAUAAAUCGUGAAAGAAAGGAUGAGUUCGUUGGGGGUCCCAUUUCGUUAGAAUUAGAUUUGAGAAAAAGGCCUAUGCAUCCUUUAAUAAUAGUAAAUAGUGAAAAUUCAGCUUACGACGGUGUUAAUUAUACGAUAGCAAAACCAUACGGAACGUAUUUUAAGAAUGUCCCAAAUCGCCUGAGAUCUCGGUUUGAUACGAUAUAUAUCUGCCCGAUUAUUCCUUCAAACGAUACAUCGCCUCCAAUUAUUAUCGCCCAUACUAACAAAAUUGUGUUUUCGCCCGACCAAAAUAUUUUACGUAUAUGGAUUCAAACAUCACUUAAUGGUCUAGACUUUGCAAUUAAAGUGCCCGAGAUCAAAAACGGAACAUUUCAUACCAAGCAAAUAUUGCACUAUGCUGAUGAUUCAAAGGAGUUCCAACAUGGGCAUACACAGCUUAAGUAUCACGUAUUACAAAUAGAUAUAGCAAAGUAUGAAUGUGAAAGACCCGAUCUAGUGAUAAUGAAAAACAUGAGACUUGGAGAUUGGAUGUAUACUCAAUACAGCGUAGCGCCAAUAAGGUACCCAAUAUAUAUGACUACAGAAGUACUCAACUCUUAUUACAACUUAGUGAUAUACAGGGCUGGUGUAUCAGAGGUUGUCACCUACGUUGAACUCUUUGAUCAUGUUAUACAUAGAUGGCAAUAUAUUAUUGUACAUAUUAAUAAAAUAAAAGAAAACCCAAUAGAAGGAAACAAAUUCGUGCAAUCAUUAAAAAGAGGUUACAAGCGUAUCGAUGAAAGAAACGGAGUGGCAUACUUUGACCUCACCAACCUAUGCUUAGGUGCCUAUAUGGAUAUGCUAUACAACAUAGACAGAUCCUUCAAGUCGGAUGAUGAAAUCAAUAGACGUAGAUAUUGCUCAUGUCCGGAACAAUCCAUUUCACAAAGUGUUAUCAUUUAAUUACUACCACCGCGAAAUGUGUGCUGUAAAUAGAU
Messenger RNA from Babesia bovis T2Bo, 1084 nucleotides. RefSeq lists its product as uncharacterized. The coding region runs from base 21 to 1049 and encodes 342 amino acids. NCBI's taxonomy places the organism in Eukaryota, Apicomplexa, Aconoidasida, Piroplasmida, Babesiidae. The transcript has a single exon. The record is from RefSeq and is a predicted model, not a curated record.